AUGUCGGUAUUGGCGAUUACGAAGCAUUUUAAUCGAACGUUGGCGUUGUCGUGCACGUUGGUUGCCAUCUCCCAGCUGAACUAUGGAUUCGAUAAUCAGGCUUUCGCAACGACGCAGUCCAUGACUGCUUUCACGAAACAAUUCGGUGACUACAACUCCAAAACAGGAAAAUAUGCCAUCCCGGCUUAUUAUCUGUCGCUGCUGAAUAGUCUGAACUAUAUCGGCUUUGCGUUUGGCUUGUUAGUCGGAAGCUUUCUCAGUCGGCGAUAUGGGCGUCGCCUUUGCAUAUUUUCUAUGAGCUGCUAUGCUCUUGUUACGGCCACAAUUACAGUGACCUCUCAGACCAAGGGUCAGAUUCUCGCGGCACGAAUCUUGAACUACGUUUAUGUCGGAAUGGAGCUAUCAGUUGUACCUGUCUACCAGUCGGAAGUUGUACCAGCUCCAGUCCGCGGAUUUGUAGUUGGAACCUAUCAACUGGCCAUCGGCCUGGGAGGAAUUGUUAUCAACAGCAUUUGCAGAGGAACUAGUACCUUGGAGGGUAACAAAUCCUGGAGAAUACCAUUCGGUCUCUUCUACGUCAUCCCUUGCGUGAUUCUGUCUUUGGUUUGGUUAAUCCCAGAGUCCCCUCGCUGGCUCCUCCUCCAAAAUCGCCCUGAUGAAGCUGAGAAGUCCCUGAAACGCCUCCGCCAGGGAACGAUGACAAACGAAGCAAUCGCAGAUGAAUUGGCCUCGUUGAAGAUUGGACUUGCCAUCGAGCCGGAACAGGGUCAUUUUAAGGAGUUGUUCGACAAGACAAACUUAAAGCGUACCCUGAUUGUUAUCGCUAUUAGCUUCUUCCAGCAAGCCACCGGCCAGGCCUUUUCAAGUCAGUACGGUGCGAUAUUCGUCAAAUCGCUCGGCACAGUCAACCCUUACAACUUCGCAAUCAUCACAAGCUGUAUUACCACGGCAGCAUGUCUCAUUUCGAACCUCUUGAGUGACAAAAUCGGUCGGCGAAAGCUUUUCAUCGCAGGUGCAGGCAUCCAAGCCGUGGCGCUAUUUACAAUGGGCGGCCUGGGAGUAGCAAGUCCGGUCACCUUGUCUGAAAGCACCGCGAUAGCAGCUAUGAUGGCCAUCUUUGGAGCUGGGUUCGGUCUGGGCUGGGGACCUCUCACAUAUGUGGUAAUCACGGAGCUACCAGCUUUGUCGCUUCGUGAUCACUCUCAGCGUGUGUCUUCUUUGACAAACAUCGGGAUCAAUUUCGCGGUGACAUUCUCGAUACCCUAUCUACUAGACGACAGUUAUGCAGGUCUGCAUUCCAAGGUUGGAUUUAUCUUUGGAAGUAUUGCAGUAUGCGCGUGUGUCUUUACGUACCUAUGUGUGCCGGACUGCCAAGGAAAAUCCCUUGAGGAGGUGGAUCGACUUUUCCAUGAGGGAGUCCCCGUAAGGAAAUUUAAAGACUACCAAUUGGCUGCCUUAGAUGGAGCUGAAGAGGACGAGAAAGUGAAAGAGAUCCGAAGUCAGAGUCAAGCUGUCUAA
This is a messenger RNA of Penicillium manginii, 1518 nucleotides long. RefSeq lists its product as uncharacterized. Gene Ontology annotation, biological process: carbohydrate transport; transmembrane transport. Gene Ontology annotation, cellular component: membrane. Lineage: Eukaryota; Fungi; Ascomycota; Eurotiomycetes; Eurotiales; Aspergillaceae. The transcript is spliced from 5 exons. The record is from RefSeq and is a predicted model, not a curated record. Gene Ontology annotation, molecular function: carbohydrate:proton symporter activity. Bases 1 to 1518 code for a protein of 505 amino acids.